AUGAGUAAAUACGAAAAGUUCAAAAUCUACUCCAGAGCCUCUGAGAGACCAAUUCGCAUCUACAGCUUUGGGAUCGGGGAUGACUCUUCUUUCGAGGCGGAGAUGCUAAGCCGCUCCACCACAGCUGAGAUUUAUGGCUUUGACGAUACGGUCGAUGGCUGGGGCGCGGGACUCGAAGCAUAUCCCAAUCGGACGCAUUUUUUCAAGACGGCUGUUGCAGAGUACGACUACUACGAUGAAGAAGAGAAGACGGAUUUUCUGUCAAUCAAGAGUAUCAUGAAGAAGAUGGGACACGAUUACGUGGAUCUCAUAAAGAUGGACAUUGAAGGGGAUGAGUUCCCGACGUUGGAGUCUUUCCUGGGAGACUAUGCACAAGGUGGCCAGCUUGAGGGCAAGGAGGUCCCGGUUGGGCAACUGGUGAUUGAGAUUCAUGUGCCCGAGAAGGGGCCCCAGAUAAGCCAGUUUGCGGGGUGGUGGGAAAAGAUCGAGAGGUGUGGCUUCAGGCCUGUUUGGAGCGAAGCAAAUCUUCUCGCUGUCACGGUUGGAGACGGCAAGCCGUGCUGUUUUGAGCAGAAGCAUCUUGUGGGAAAGGGGAAGCAAGGCUAA
Molecule: messenger RNA, 606 nt
Organism: Colletotrichum orchidophilum
Lineage: Eukaryota; Fungi; Ascomycota; Sordariomycetes; Glomerellales; Glomerellaceae
Exons: 2
Coding region: 1-606 (201 amino acids)
Source: RefSeq, a predicted model, not a curated record